AUGCUGGCAAGAAAGAUGUAAGUCUAGUCAUGGAUUAUACUUAAUCAGGGCAAAGAUGAUGAUAAAAAUAUGCAAAUGAAAUCAGGGGCGAGCAAAGGAGGUGUAUCAGGCAAUCCAAUCGCUGAGUUAUUUGAAGAUCAGCUUUAUACCGAUCUAUUCAAUGCUAGGUGUCAUGAUACUGGAGAAACAGCCAAUCUUGAAAACGCUAAGCUCUUCAAGGAGGAUUUACUCAGAAGAAAUGUUAAAAACUCUAAUGCUUUGAACCUUUAAUCACUAAGACUAGGAAUCAAUUCAAUCAUCGCACUUUCUAACGCUCUUUAAAACAGAAAAUAUGAGAAAUUGAACUUAGCUGAUAAUGCUAUCAGUGAUUAUGGUAUGCAUGCUAUCAAGAAUAUAAUUAACAACAGUGGAGUCAAAUCACUAAACUUGGCAUCAAACAUGAUAAGUGGUGAAGGUUUGGAGCUGUUCUUAGAUGAUUUAAUUGCUAAUACCAACUUAAAGCACUUAGACAUAGGAGUAGUCGAGGGAUCAAUGAGAAAAAAUUCACUAGGUAUACAAGGUGCUGUUUGUAUCUCUGCCAUGCUAAUUAGGAAUAAAGUUAUUGAAUCACUUUCAAUUAACGACAAUGAUUUGGGUCCUGAUGGUGGUGAGUGUAUAGGUAUUGCAUUGAGUUAAAAUGAAACUUUGAAGGUCUUAAAAGUGUCUGAAAAUGAUCUUAAAUCUGAGGGUGCAAUUCCUAUUAUCAAGAGUGCGACUAAUCUUGAGCAUCUUAGUUUGGCUAAAAAUUUUAUGAAAAGCGAUGUGGGAAAACCCCUAGCUAAGUUACUUAAAGCCUCCAAGCAAUUAAAAAAGCUCUACCUUGAAUUUAACGAAUUGAUGGUCUAAGGUGCUAAGUGGAUUGCAAAAGGUAUAUAGCAAAAUAAAACACUUGAGAUUCUGAAUAUCAAAGGAAAUAUCAUUGGGGAUGAUGGCUUGAUUCUCAUUGCCUAGAGUCUUAGAGAUGCAGUUAAUCUUAAAGAACUAGAUAUUUCUCUUAAUGAAAUUGGACCAACAGGAUUUUAAUCCCUUUGCGACAUUUUGCCUUAUUCUAACAUUUAGACAUUAAUUUGCAACAAGAACUUCUUAGGUGAUGAAGUCCUUGCCUAUUUUGCGAAUAUGAUCUCGGAUCCUUCAAAUCCCACAAAGCUCAAGAAGUUUGACUUCUCUUCUUGCAGAUUGAAUGAUACUGCCUUGAUAUAUCUUAUUAAUGCUCUCCAAAACAACAAAAAUAUUUCCCAUGUAAAACUAUCAGACAACUUCUUUUCUGAAAAUGUAGAGGCUAUCUUACUUGAAACUCUGAAUAAAAAUACAUCACUCAUUGAUAUUGCAUUAAAUGGAAAUAGAUUCUCACACAGUUGCUUAACAAAGAUUAAGAAAAUAACCCAGAGAAAUAUGAAGAUGAUAGAGGAACAGGAACCAAACAAGCUAAAAGCUGAAAUAUACAGACUCAGAUAUGAACAUUAGAAACUGGAGCAAGCAAAGAGUCUUCUUAAAUCACAAAAGGAAGAAAUAGAAAAGGUCAGAGGCUAUAGAGAAGAGUUGGUUGAGUAAAUGCAAGCCUAUAAGCAAAGUGAGGAGACUAAGAGAGAGAAUCUAAAUAAAUACAUACAAGAACAGAGGAAACUCAUUUAGGAAAAAGAAUAACUUAUUAAGGCAAAGAAUGACAAGAUCCAAAAGAUGGAGGAGGAAUAUGAUGACAAGUUGAAGGAGUUGAGACAAUAGUAUUAGUCUGAGCUAGACAGAAAGAAGGAACUUGAUAAGGAGCUUGCAGGUGUGAAAUAGGAGUUGGAGGAUAUUGAAUAAUCUUUCCCUAAAGAGAUCAAAAGUCUUAAGGAAUAAAUUUCAAAUGCUAAGAAAAAGACUGAGGAAUAUGAGGAGAAGACUAAGUAGCUGGCAGAUGAGUUAAGAAAGUUAAAAGCUAAUGCCCCUAAAAAGACAUGA
Stylonychia lemnae is the source of this 1980-nucleotide messenger RNA. The record is from the annotation of a GenBank genome assembly. NCBI's taxonomy places the organism in Eukaryota, Ciliophora, Spirotrichea, Sporadotrichida, Oxytrichidae.